UCGGGGACCCUCCCGGGGCCCGCGGGGUCGCGCGGGCUGACGCGGUGUGUCCCCGGCCUCCGGGGUCCGCACGUGUGUCCACCAUCGGCCUGAAGCGGGGGGCGCCCGGGCCCAGCCGACCGGCUCUCCGGGCCCGCAGCGUGCUGCCCUGCUGCCAGGUUACCUCCCAGGCCUCCCUUGGCCCGAGCAGUGAGCUGGUUGGAAUGGUGACCCGGCAAGCCCCUGAGCCUGCCCAGUGUCUGUGCCCCUCCCUGGCCAGCCCGACUGUCAAGGAUGUGCUUCGGAGAAAGCACAAGAGGAAGAGCCGACAGCACCAGCGCUUCAUGGCCCGGAAGGCCUUGCUGCAGGAGCAGGGGCUGCUGAGCACGCCCCCAGAGCCAGGAUCCUCCCCAACGCCCGUGCCGGCGGACACACCCCUGGGCACUGAAGCUGCCAGUAGGGAGAACCAGCGCCCAAGGACCGAAUCUGGAGGGGUCCCAUGCAGCAGAAAGCCCGCCCCCUGGGAAUCUGCUGGGCCCUUGCCCAGCAAGUGUGUGGCUAUAGACUGUGAGAUGGUGGGCACAGGACCCCACGGGCGGGUGAGUGAGCUGGCCCGCUGCUCCGUGGUGAGUUACCACGGUGACGUCCUCUACGACAAAUACGUCCGGCCUGAGAUGCCCAUCGUGGACUACCGCACUCGCUGGAGCGGUAUCACUCGGCAGCACAUGCGGAAGGCCAUCCCCUUCCAGGUGGCCCAGAAAGAGAUCCUCAAGCUCCUGAAGGGCAAGGUGGUGGUGGGGCACGCGCUGCACAAUGACUUCCAGGCCCUCAAGUAUGUUCACCCUCGGAGCCAGACCCGGGAUACUACUUAUGUCCCCAACCUCCUCAACCAGCCCGGCCUCCACACCCGGACCCGGGUCUCUCUUAAGGACCUGGCCCUGCAGCUGUUGCACAAGAAGAUCCAGGUGGGCCAGUACGGGCACUCGUCGGUGGAAGAUGCCGUGACGGCCAUGGAGCUCUACCAGCUGGUGCAGGUGCAGUGGGAGCAGCAGGAGGCCAGCCGCCUCUGCACCCACCCGGAGGACAGGGAGCCCGACAGCAGCACGGACACAGAGCAGUAUAUGGAGGACCAGUACUGGCCAGAGGACCUGGCCACCAGCGGAGGAAGUGGGGAGGCCCAGGACAGAAGAGAAUGAGGGAGGAGAGGUUCCUGGCCAGCUUCCGAGGGUGGGGAGAGGGGCCAAGAGAGCACUGGGUGCCUCCUGAAGGUGGCCGGAUGCAGCCAGCACCCCCAGGGCCCGGAGAGCUGGGGCCCUCUGUCCUCCACUCCCUCUGCCCACAGCACAGCCCCCUCUCUCCAGGGCUGUUGUACCCCUUCUCUCCACUCCUGUGGUUUUACUAACAGCACUUUAUAGACACCGUGAAAAUGUCAGGUGGACAAGCUGCUAGGCCCCAGCAGGAGUAGGAAUGUGCCAACACACUGUCUCAGGCUGGCACUUCCCCACGCCCACGCCGUGCUGUCUAAAGGGAUAAUGUCUCCCUCCCGGGGUGGGGCUGUCAAUAUCCAGGAGCUCCCUUAUCUCAAGUCAGUGACUUGGGGUGAAGUUCUCUUCCUGUUGUGGCAAUCUACCUCUUCCUCCAGAGUCCUCUUCCGGUUCAGAGUAAACACGCCCUGCAGCUGUAGCCAAGGCCCCUCCAGGAGAUGGUUCUUCUGUCUGAACUGGCGCUCUGGCUCAGCCAUCAUGGGAGCUCAAUGUAGGCUGGGAUGGAGUCAGAGCCCGCUGGGGAGCUGCUCCUCACGUGCUUGGCACCAGCAGUCACCAGGCGCUAUUCUGGGAAGAGGGACAGCGGAUCAGCUUUGGGUGGAGACUGGAUAUUUAUUUUGACCCAAAUCAGGCAUUCCUCGUGCCCACUCAACACUAGACUCUCUUAAGCAAAGUCUGAGAAAGAAGACAGUGGCUUGAAUUCUGGGACCUCUGCAGAAUUGCACUGAAGGGGCCUGCCUGCCUUUAUUAAGAGCAAGGCCACCAGUCUGUAGAGGAGCAGAGUCCUCGUGUCCACUGGGGCUGGGGCCCCAUUAGGCACUUUGAUUGACAAUCUCUUUGGUGCUUGGGUUUCCUCCAAAUUUCUAAAAAUGUUCUCUGUCAGGAUUUCAUCCCCCAUUCCUCUUUCUGUGUUUCCUAAAGGCAAAUUUGGGGUGUGGGGGUAGCUAAGAGCUCAGGUCACACAGACCUUUGAGCCCCAUCUUUCUUGCCACUUAGAGCUUGGACACCUUAGGCAAGUCUGUGGCUUCCCCCUCGAGCCUGCUCCCUCCUCUGUAAAAUGGGGGUAAUGAGAUGACCUACCUCAGGUGGUGGUCAUGAGGAUGGAGUGCCGAGUGCUCAGCAUGGGGCCCGGUGAGGGGUGGGCCCUGGUCAAGGGGACCUGCUGGGUUUUCUCGAAGGAUUAGUUUCAGCCUCUGCAGGGUAACACACCUGAACACACCCCUAGGGCUGAGCGGCUUUGGCCCAGACAGAACUGCGGUGGCUGUUCCAGCAGGUGGGGCUGGGCCUGGGGUGAGGACACAACGUGGGGGCCAGGGUUCUCAGUGCUCCCCACGGCUGCGUGACCUGCAUGGACUCUGGCCCUCUGCUGUGUGCAGAAAAACAAGGGCUUUUCGUGUCAGUCUGAGCAAAGCAGCAGGACCAGGAAGGGUGAGGCACCCCUGAACUCUAGGCCACAGAUUGUCCUGUCACCCACUCCCUCCCCACCUGCAGAACAGGGAGCGUCUGAGUCAUGGCCCACUCCUGGCCCGCCUCCAGGACUUUGUUCUGGAUUCCUUAAAAGUCUGUAGCUGACGCCCCACUCACUCACAGCUGAGCAGCAGUUUCGGUUCUUCGCCUGUGGUUUGAAAGAAGCUGGAGCUGUUAGCAGUGGGGAGGUGUGCUGGGCUUACAAUCAGCUGUGUUGUAAAACCGUUUCUUCUGGAAUAAAAUUCAGUUGGAAAAGUG
Molecule: messenger RNA, 2969 nt
Organism: Equus quagga
Lineage: Eukaryota; Metazoa; Chordata; Mammalia; Perissodactyla; Equidae
Gene: AEN
Product: apoptosis enhancing nuclease
Exons: 4
Coding region: 204-1175 (323 amino acids)
Cellular component (GO): nucleus
Molecular function (GO): exonuclease activity; nucleic acid binding
Source: RefSeq, a predicted model, not a curated record